AUUGUAUUGAAUAUUCACAGGAGUAUUGUACGUUUUCUGAGACACAUCGUGCAAAAUUUACUGUAACAUGAAAAAUUAUGUCAUCGAGACAUCGAAGGAUUUCCAUUGUUAAGCUCGAUCGGAUCAAUCAUAUCGCUUUAUGAGACGGGGCCCUGAAGUGCACUUCGUUACUUCGCAUUUUGAUAAUUCGUAUAAGGUCGGGCGCAUUUUACGAACUGUUUCAUAAAAUCCCCUCUGAGUUGUAGCGGGAAUAAACGCAUCCUCAACAAAUAAGGAAAUAAAACGGCACGUAAAAUCUCAUUUCGCUUUGUACAGUGUUUACACGCAUUUGGUUACCCCGACGAGAGAAGUCAACUGCGAUUUGCUUCAUUUCAUAAAAAGAAGAAACAAAGUCUUUAUUGUCAAUCGGUAUGAUAUAUUAGAUGUAUUUAAAGAUAAUUGUGAUGGAGACCGCGUUAUUGAUCACAUUGCUAUUUUUGGGUCUCAGUGAAAUUGCAUGGCGCGUCUCUGGAAUUGAAGUUCGUUUCAUUGGAGGAGGAGACGAAAGACGAGGGCGAGUAGAGGUCCAUCAUGAUGGGCUCUGGGGUAGUAUCUGUGACGAUGGCUGGGAUAUCCAAGAUGCCAUGGUAGUCUGCCGAAAACUUGGCUUUCGGAACGCAUCAGCGGCCACUGGGUAUGCAGCAUAUGGCACUGGAUCCGGUCCCAUCUUUCUGGAUAAUGUAGACUGCAGUGGACAAGAAAUGGAUCUAGAAGAUUGCAGUCAUAAUGGAUUUGAAGUUCAUGAUUGUCAGCAUAGCGAGGACGCCGGCGUAGAAUGCAUACCAAAAGAUCUGCAAGUACGGCUAGUUGGCGGGGAUUCUGCCUUAGAGGGUCGCGUAGAGGUGUUCUACAACGGUUCCUGGGGAACAGUCUGCGAUGACGACUGGAGCUUCAGUGACGCCAGAGUUGUAUGCCGAAUGUUGGGCUUUCAAACAGCCGUUAGGAUCACCACCAACGCCGAGUUUGGAGAAGGUUCUGGAAGCAUUCUUUUGGAUGAUGUUAGAUGCGUCGGGAAUGAACGUAACCUUGCGGAAUGCUAUCACAGUGGGUAUGGCAUUCAUAAUUGUGGACACUCAGACGACGCAGGAGUGGUCUGCAGUUUAAAUGUUCUACAGGUUCGUCUUGUCGGUGGGCAAUCAGCCUUAGAAGGUCGCGUAGAGGUGUUCUAUGACGGUUCUUGGGGAACAGUUUGCGAUGAUAACUGGAGCUCGAAUGACGCCAAAGUUGUAUGCCGAAUGUUGGGCUUCCAAAUGGCCACUCGAGCAGCCUACGGAGCUGAGUUCGGAGAAGGGUCUGGAGGUAUUCUUUUGGAUGAUGUUAACUGCAUCGGGAAUGAACGCAACCUUGCAGACUGCUCUCACAAUGGAUAUGGGAUUCAUAAUUGUGGACACUCAGAAGAUGCAGGGGUGGUCUGCGGUAAUGAUGUUAAUGAUGAACUGGAAGUCCGUCUUAUUGAUGGACAAUCAGCCUCAGAAGGUCGUGUAGAGGUGUUCUAUGACGGUUCCUGGGGCACAGUUUGCGAUGACGGCUGGAACUUGAGAGACGCAAGAGUUGUAUGCCGAAUGUUGGGCUUUCAAACAGCCGUCCGGGCAGCCAGCAGUGCUGAGUUUGGAAGAGGUUCUGGAAGUAUUAUUUUGGAUGAUGUUGGAUGCAUCGGGAAUGAAGGCAACCUUGGGGAAUGCUCUCACAGGGGAUAUGGGAUUCAUAAUUGUGGGCACUCAGAAGAUACAGGGGUGGUCUGUGGCAAAGCCGAUGGGCGAAUUGAAAUUCGCCUUGCAGGUGGAAGGGAGCAAAAUGAAGGCCGCGUAGAAAUGCUGUAUAACUCAUCGUGGGGUACACUUUGUGGGCUAGGAUGGGACUUAAAGGAGGCCGACGUGGCCUGUCGACUGUUAGGUUUCCUAGGUGCUUCAGACGUUCUCCAUAACGCUGCAUUCGGCGAAGGGACUGGGAAGGUACUUCUGGAAGACAUCUUGUGUCUUGGAUCGGAGGACACCUUGAUGAACUGUACCUUCAUGUCCCUAGAGGCUGUCGACUGCCCCCACAAUCUGGAUGUUGGAGUCAUGUGCAAAGUUGAAGGUUCGCUGAUGUUGCAGAAAUCAUCUAGCGAAAUGGCGUCAACCAGAAAUCCAGAAAAUUACUCGGAACACCAAGAUCGAACAUCGAACUUGAUACCACCUGUUGGAAAGAGUCGUAAUCCCCAUUUGGCUAUUUUAUUGGUUGGGACGAUCCUGGCAGUGUUUUGUGCUAUUUUGAUUGUUGCAGUUCUCUUCGGGUACUAUCGCAUCAGAAGAUUGAGGGAGACGAUAAAGGUCCAGGGUAUACAGCCUUGUUCAAAUGUGACUGGAUUCCCGAAAGAAGAUUCAUCAUAUGAAACACUCGACUUGCCCAAGACUACAACAGGAACUGAUGAAAAGAUAUGCCCCGGAAAACACCUCUACACGGGCUUAAAGGUGUCUGGAAUUAGCCCUACAGACCAGGUCUACACAGAAAUGGCAAUUUCGAAGGAUUGCGAUGACGAAAGUCUUGGUUGCAGUUAUAAAUCUUCAAAACCCUCUAAUGGCAUCAGGCAAAAGGCUGGCAGGCUUGGUACUCGAGAGAGGGACAUUCCAUUGCCCUCGGAACCGUUGGACCCCAUAUAUGCUAAUUGCUGAUUACACUCUAUCUAAGUAUCUUCUGGCUUUAUACAUUUAGGGGGAGGCGCGAUAGCUCAGUCGGUAGAGCGGGGGUUUCGGAUUCCGGUGACCCGGGUUCGAUUCAGAAGUGAUGCGCUAGUGCCCUUUGGUAAGGCAUUUAUCCUCAUUAUCAGGUCCUACGGAGACGACCUUAAUCCGUUGGUCCCCUGGUUGCUGGCUCACAGGCAUUCAUGCUUUCUUAGCAGUCAGGUAAAAAAACAUCGGUAUAACAUAAUAGGGGGCAUAUGCAAAAACUCAACAUGGAAUGGAAAAAGGGUGACAUAAAAUAUAUAUUUUUUUAGUAGUAAGUCAAAUUCUAUCAGAGAAUAUGAGAAAAUUCAAAAGCUUUUCAAAAUUUGCCAUUCUUGUGUAUACAAUUUCAAGUUUAUUCCACUUCAAAAAUACACCUGAAAAUGCCGUACUGAUAACUUUAUGUAGGAAAUACGUUCAAUAUACACACUUGAAAUGUUGGGCAAAAUACUGUCGACUGUGUUUGGUAAUGUAUGAAAGGUUUGUUGCCUAGUGAUGGUUAAAAAAUUUGCCUUUUUUGCCGUGCCUCUUUAAGAGUGUACGUAGUUUGUGUGUAUUAUUAUGCAUAUAAUUGCGAUCAUUAGAUUAAGUUAUAUGAUUAUUGUAUCCAGGAGUUUAUGAUGCUCAUGAUAUUCCACUCAGACGAAAUGUAAUUUGAUCAGAUUGUACCAAAAUAAUGCACUCGCACCAACUUUAACCGACUACAAGAUUUUCAAGAUUGUCAAAUGUUUAUAACAGUUAGAUGUUCCCUGCUAUUAAACUGUCUAGAAAUAUGAGGCUGACAGUCAUAUUACAUAUUAUAUGAAGAUGUUGAUUAAGUUUAAUUAACAUUCUAUCAUUCACCGUAUCCACCGGCUCCGCCACCCCUGUUACUUCAAAAUUAAUGUGCUAUAGUUUUUGUUCCUGAUAUGAAAUUGAUCUUAUUUAUAAUAAUAUAUUCAGCCUAAACUUCUAGCUUCAAAAUGAGAUCUUACUCAAUACAUUUGGUCUAGGUGCUGUCAUGUAGCAACAAUUUAAUCCAUGGCACCCUUUUGCACACCCAACUUAUGAAAUGCGAGCACACAUUAUCCUACAACAAGAAAUACGAAUAAUGUUGCUUAAUUCGUAAUUAUGAAAUACACAAAAUAGCACUGUGGACUAUACAUAGACAAUUAUGGUGUGUUUGUAUAAACCAUCCUAUACUCUUACUAUUUAAUACGAUGGAACAGAAUAUAGUUGCUUAAAAAUUUUAACUCUUGUGAAUAUGUAUAGAACGCACCUUAAAGAGCCAUUCAGUGGCGUAACUACGUGGGGGGGGGGGGGGCACGUGCCCCCCCCAUCGUUUGCCAAAGGAAAAAAACGGGGGGGGGGGGAGAAGAAAAAGAAACGUAGUGGGAAAGAAUAGAUUAUUGUACAUUAUAAUAUGAUAUAUUAUACUAAUAUACUUUAUACUUUAUGAAACAUAAUUUGCGCAGGGCCUGUGUGUUCAACUUUCCUGGUGCUCGCAAUGUCUGUUUUAGGAGAUAUAUAAUCAUGUUGUACAAAACAUCCCACUUUCAAGUCAAUAUUUACCAAAUAUAUUUCCUCGCACUUCGAGUUAUUAUUGUUUU
Molecule: messenger RNA, 4330 nt
Organism: Lytechinus pictus (painted urchin)
Lineage: Eukaryota; Metazoa; Echinodermata; Echinoidea; Temnopleuroida; Toxopneustidae
Product: deleted in malignant brain tumors 1 protein-like
Exons: 7
Coding region: 423-2690 (755 amino acids)
Cellular component (GO): membrane
Source: RefSeq, a predicted model, not a curated record